AUACUACCAUUGUGGCGGACUUCUGCUGAACCCGGACCUGUACGAGAGCGAGAAAGUGUGCCUGAGCCUUCUGAACACCUGGUGGGGCAAGGGGUGCGAGAAGUGGGGCAAGUGGCAAGUCGAGCUCCACCAUGCUGCAGGUUCUGGUCUCCAUCCAGGGCCUCGUGCUGAAUGACAGGCCAUACUUCAAUGAGCCAGGAUACAAGAACUCGGCUGAAACGACAGGUGGUGAGAGGUGUUCCUUGGCUUACAAUCAGACGGCCUUCGUCAGAUCAUGCAAGACGAUGCUGUAUUCACUCCGGAAGCCUCCAAUGCAUUUUGAGACCCUUGUGUUGUGGCACUUCCACGAGCAUGAGCGUGCCAUCCUCGACGCUUGCAGGGCUUACAUGUCUGGGACAGUCGUUGGGUCGUCUGCUGGGACUGGGAGCAACCGCAGAUACGUCCAUGACAAGUGCUUUGCAGAAUUCCACAAGUCGUUGACGCUCUACACUGAACAUCUCAGGGCUGAGUUUGCUGCAAACAGAAGACGAGUGAUUGAGCUGGAAACAAAUCGAGCGGUUACACUUAUGGUGGAGCAGCAAAAUCUGGCUCACAACAAAUGA
Messenger RNA from Zea mays, 602 nucleotides. RefSeq names its product probable ubiquitin-conjugating enzyme E2 26. NCBI's taxonomy places the organism in Eukaryota, Viridiplantae, Streptophyta, Magnoliopsida, Poales, Poaceae. The coding region runs from base 132 to 602 and encodes 156 amino acids. Gene Ontology annotation, molecular function: ubiquitin conjugating enzyme activity. The record is from RefSeq and is a predicted model, not a curated record. The transcript is spliced from 2 exons.